ACAAGUAUCUCUCAGACUUGAUCAAGGAGAAGCUGCUCGUCUGUCUCAGUCUACAGUCAUCCAAGUUCAGACAUGAUGAAAGGCAUUAUUCCCAAGAGCAAAGCAAAAGGCACUGACUUCUGUGCAGAGGGCAAAUACCAUUAUAUAAUUCGUUCUGAUCUCGGCUGCUAUAUGCAGACAAUUGAUGUAAAAGAAGGUUUAGACAUCUCUAUUUUCAGUCUGCAUCCUGCCUGCCAAAAUGGAGACCAUUACCUUGGUAGUGGAGACGGCUCCUUUUUCAUCAUCAAGGGCAAAUCAUUCCGCAGAGUCAACAACCUGACGAGAGACAGCGAUGCUAAAGUUUACAGCCUUCAUCCCAACUGCCAGGGUGGAGACCACUAUUUUUCAACCUUUGGCUCUUGUUAUUUCAUCAUCUUCCAAGAAAAGGGCACUUAUCGAAUAACAACAGACUUGCAUCAAGACACAAAAGGGGAAGAACACAAGCUGCAUCCCAGCUGCAUAAAUGGUCUCUAUUAUUGGGGCAUGCCAAACCGAUGCUUCUUCCUCAAGCCAGUCUCAGAUUGGGGAGUUGAGUUCUGCGGCAGUAAUGACAUCAGCAAAGAGCAGUGCUUUGGUGUCUAUUCUGUUCAUCCCAAUGUUCUUAACUUCCUUCCUGGUGGGCUGUCAGUAACUAAAGGCCCAGCAUUUGGCAUUUGGGAGAACAUCAAAACUAUAACUAAUGACAGCACGACACCAGUGACAUGGCAAAAGAGAAUCAAUAAAAAGGUUGGAUAUAAUAAGGAGAAGAUGUCCCAAAUCACACACAACUGGAAGGUAGCCAUGUCAUCCUCGAUUGAAUCUGGAGACCUUUCAAAGUUAAUUGUGAAGUGUCAGUUCUCCUUUUCUGCAGAAUAUGGAGGUUCACACGUCAGCACUGAAACUGAAAGCUGGAACGAAGCAACUGAAGUGGAAGAACAACUCACAAUUGAGCUGAAGCCAAACGAGUCUUUAUAUCUGUGGCAGUACAGACUGAGUCUCGGUCAAGAACCAGUGUUGUUCUGCCGUGAUUUGAAGAUUUCUAAUAAACCAAACCCUCCAACUGAAGUCCCGCUGCCACCCGCACAAUCAUGAAAACAUAACAGGAUGGUUUAAUUACAAGUAUCACCAAGUGCUUCAGUUAAAUAUCUUAAUUAUAACUUCUCAAGUGAUUAUUUAGAUAUCUGCAUGCAUUGCUUAAAAUUAGACUAAAACUGUUUAAAAUAGAUAGGAAAAUUUUCAGUUCUAGUCAAUGUAACCACAAAUUACAACACUAUUCAUUAUGAUAUUAUUGAAACUUGGUUUUUAUUAUUAAAAGAAACUGACGGAAUCCUAUUUUUAAUCAUGAAAUUUCUUCUUAAAAUCUCAACCCAAUUGCAAAUCUUUCAAUAUGGUUUUGAGAGAUUUUUACUCUGGAAAAAAAUGGGUGCUUGGCAUUUAUUACUGUACAUGUACUUAUAGAUGUUGUCAUAGGGUAUCCAAAGUCUACUAAAGUGUUUGAUUCACAAGUCAUAAAAAGCUCUGCAUUCUGUACUCAUGCAUCUGGGAUGUAAAUGUAAGAUUUUUAUUUUUAUUUUUUUUACAUAUUUUCCACAUA
Molecule: messenger RNA, 1612 nt
Organism: Sinocyclocheilus grahami
Lineage: Eukaryota; Metazoa; Chordata; Actinopteri; Cypriniformes; Cyprinidae
Exons: 2
Coding region: 73-1110 (345 amino acids)
Source: RefSeq, a predicted model, not a curated record